CCCGUUGCUGCGUUUAACUGCGUUCUCGGAAGAGAAAGGAAGUUAUUAAGCGAGCGGGUUGUCUUUUGAAAAGCGUCAAAAGCUGUGGUUUUCGCAACUGCAGCGCGACUAGAGACGGAGCCGGUCGGCCGGCUGUCUCAGUGGAGCGAGAAAAGUAGAGCGGCUAGCAGUAUAGCUCUGUCUUUUUGUGUCGGAAACGAGAAGUAAAAGUUCCCAACGACCAACAACGCUCCUCAGGGUCCUCUAUCCGCUCCAGCUUUAGCAACACUACAUAUUUUCAAAUCUUCAGAACUCGCCAGGGGUGAUGGGAUCAAUGAGUUGUAAAGAAAAAGCGGCCACAAUGACAGCAGGCAGUGAAGACUUCCUCGAGGCCGUUGUCGCCGAGUCUGCAGACCUGGCUGAAGGACAGAUGAAGGAAGUGGAAGUGGCCGAGAAUGUGAAAAUCCUAUUGGCACGCAGCAAGGGCGGCACUGUCAACGCCAUCGGCGCCAAAUGCUCCCACUACGGUGCCCCGCUGGUCAAGGGCGCGCUCGGCGACGGCCGCGUUCGUUGUCCUUGGCACGGGGCCUGCUUCAACCUGGCCACAGGCGAUAUCGAGGAUUUUCCCGGUCUGGACGGCGUGCCGAGCUACGAGGUGCGUGAGCUGGAUGGCAAAAUCGUGGUGCGCGCGCGCAGGAAGGACCUUCAGAGCAACAAACGCACUUGCCACAUGGUGCCCAAGGACGAGAACAAUAAAAAGACAGCCGUCGUAAUUGGAGGAGGGGCCGCUGGUGCAACUUGUGUAGAAUCUCUUCGUCAGGCUGGCUUCUCAGGCCGAAUAAUACUUCUGUGCGCUGAAGACUGCCUCCCAUAUGACCGACCUAAGCUGAGCAAGGCCUUGGACACUGAAGCAGCCAAAAUCGCUCUAAGGGAUGGCAAGUUCUACCAGGAUAAUGGAAUUGAUGUUCGUCUGGGGGCAGUUGUGGAAGCGGUCAACUCCGCAGAGAAGACGGUUACUAUUGUCGGAGGGGAAGUCGUCAGUUUUGAUGCGCUUGUUGUUGCUUCAGGUUCGAUGGCGAGAGGAGUGCAGAAUUUGCCUGGCGGAAACUUAAAGAAUAUUUUCACUCUGCGAACCGUGAAAGAUGCGAACCAGAUUGCCAGCAUUGCGAAGGACAAACGGGCUGUCAUCAUAGGAAACUCAUUCAUUGGUAUGGAGGUCGCCGCAUACUUGAAAGGCAAAGCAGCGUCUGUGGUAGUGGUCGGAAGGUCUUCAGCACCUUUCGAAGCAGUCUUGGGUGCCGAUGUGGCUGGGGCCGUGCUUCGCCUUUUCACGGACGCGGGCAUUGAACAUCUUGGUGGUCGCCAGGUGUCGGCCUUUGAGCCUGAUAACGUCAACCAAGAGCAGGUGUCGGGCGUUCGCCUCGAUGACGGCCGCCUGCUCGACGCGGACAUCGUGAUUGCUGGCAUUGGCGCAACGCCUUGCACUGCGUUCCUCAAGAAUUCCAGUGUUGAGCUUGACAAAAAUGAUUGCGUCAUCGUUGACCAGAACAUGCAGACCAACGUGAAAGGCAUUUUCGCAGCAGGCGACGUCACGGCUGCUCCUCUGUCUCUGAACGGCGAGAUGCUGGCCGCGCCAGUCAACAUUGGCCACUGGCAACUGUCCCAUUUCCACGGCAAGGUGGCUGGCCGCAGUGUGGCCGCCUUCUUGGCGGACCAACCCCAGGAUCUGGCGGUUCUCGACGCCGUCCCCUUCUUCUGGACCAUGCUCUUUGGCAAGAGCAUUCGUUACGCAGGCUACGGGGCUGGAUUUGAGGAGGUGCACCUCACAGGCGAUUUGACGCAGUUGCAGUUUGUGGCGUACUACUUGAAGGGUGGAAAAGCGGUUGCCGUGGCCUCCCUCAACUCGGACCCGGUGGCCGCACAGUUUGCCGAGCACUUGUCGGGCAAGCGACCGCCCAUCACCAAGGAGAAACUGCUCCAAGACCAUACCUACUGGCUAAAGUUGUGAAGUGUCGCACGAAAAAGUCCUCAAAGUCAUUUUUUCUUUCCUUAAUUUUUGUGAUGGUUAUUUCGAUUACAGUAUUGCAGCGGUGCUUAGGCUUAGGUUGUAAUUGAAAAGGGUUGCAGUCUCUGAUGAAAGACAAGGAUUAGUGGAUUGAUAGAUUUAUAUGAGCAAGUACUUAAAUGCUAUUUACAUCUCAUCAUUUUCGAUAUUUAUAUUCACAAAGCGCACAUGUAUAUUUUAUUAAAAUGAAUUGUUUAAAAACAUA
Messenger RNA from Cloeon dipterum, 2249 nucleotides. Its product is annotated as apoptosis-inducing factor 3-like. Lineage: Eukaryota; Metazoa; Arthropoda; Insecta; Ephemeroptera; Baetidae. Gene Ontology annotation, cellular component: cytoplasm. The record is from RefSeq and is a predicted model, not a curated record. The coding region runs from base 305 to 1987 and encodes 560 amino acids. The transcript is spliced from 10 exons. Gene Ontology annotation, molecular function: flavin adenine dinucleotide binding; oxidoreductase activity, acting on NAD(P)H; 2 iron, 2 sulfur cluster binding.